GCAUUCAUUGCAUCCAUCACAAAGUCCAAUACUCUCUUUCUCUUGUACAAAUCACCAGUCCUUCUCAUCAUCGGUGUUCUUGGCAAAAUGGGGUGCAAAUCAUCAGACAAGCCAAAGCCAAAGCUAAGGCACAGGAAAGGCUUGUGGUCACCUGAAGAAGAUCAAAGGCUUAGAAGCCAUGUCUUUCAACAUGGCCAUGGAUGUUGGAGCUCCGUCCCCAUUAAUGCUGGCUUGCAGAGGACUGGGAAGAGCUGCAGAUUAAGAUGGAUUAAUUACUUGAGACCAGGACUGAAAAGAGGGGCGUUUUCUACAGAAGAAGAAGAGACAAUCCUGACCCUUCAUCGCAUGUUAGGCAACAAGUGGUCUCAAAUUGCACAGCAUUUGCCUGGAAGAACUGACAACGAGAUAAAGAACCAUUGGCAUUCCUACUUGAAGAAAAAGCUGUUCAAAACUGAAGGAAUGGAAUCUCCUAAUAAGACUCAAUCUGCCAGCUCAAACUCAGACGAUAUGGAUCUUUCACCCUGUCCCAAAAGGCUUAAAAUGCAAAGUCCUGAAUCAUCAAUGAAUAUGGAAAAACCAUCAACUGAUAUUGACCGGCCGGUAUUUCCAUGGAUGUUUGACUCUCUUAAAGAACCUAACAGAAGCUCAUUAUUACCAAAGGUUAUGUUUGCUGAGUGGCUCUCACUUGACAGCUUUGCAAGUUCAGGCGAGCCUGUGGUUUCAAAGAUUACAUUCGAUCAUAAUCCAAGCUUCCAAGACACUAGUUUCAUGCAUGAUUACUUACUGGAAGAAGGAGCAUUUGGUGGCGACUAUCAAAAUUCUCCAAGCGAUGGUUCAAGCGGCGACAUUUUUAGUUCAGAAUUCAAAUUUGAAAGCCAGAGUCCAGGAAAUGAGUUUGAUUUUAGCUCUGGAGAGGAUUUAUGUAGGGUAUUCAACUCGAGUAAUAUUGGUGAUGUGAUGUACAUAUGAGGGCUUACUUCCCAAAAG
Populus euphratica (Euphrates poplar) is the source of this 987-nucleotide messenger RNA. Its product is annotated as transcription factor LAF1-like. The coding region runs from base 88 to 969 and encodes 293 amino acids. Lineage: Eukaryota; Viridiplantae; Streptophyta; Magnoliopsida; Malpighiales; Salicaceae. The transcript has 3 exons. The record is from RefSeq and is a predicted model, not a curated record.